Molecule: messenger RNA, 7285 nt
Organism: Labrus mixtus (cuckoo wrasse)
Lineage: Eukaryota; Metazoa; Chordata; Actinopteri; Labriformes; Labridae
Product: procollagen galactosyltransferase 1-like
Exons: 11
Coding region: 227-2023 (598 amino acids)
Molecular function (GO): procollagen galactosyltransferase activity
Source: RefSeq, a predicted model, not a curated record
AGCUGUGGCUUAAUUAAUCCUGGUUGGUUCAAAUAGAUUAUAUGAAAGAAACAGAAUGAAUCCUAAAUAAUGAGACAUGUGAGAUAUUAUAUUGAAGGUUUCACCGCAUUAAGAAGCCUCAGAGGGGAGGGUACUUAAAGGGUUUUUAUGGAAACACCGAGUUCCCCUUAAAGCCUAGACUGUAAGUCUGCAGCCCGGACCUCCCCUUUAACGCUGCUCCUCCGCCAUGUCUCCUCCUGAGUCGGCUCAACACAACAGCCCCAAACAUCCUCCGUGUGCCUCUCCGUCCGCCGUGUCACCAGCCCGAGUCUUUCCCCCUGCCAUGCCCCGGGUCACCUCGCUGCUGCCGGCCCUGCUGUUCGCCCUGCUGCCCGGUCUGAGCCAGGGCUAUUUCCCCGAGGAGCGCUGGAGCCCCGAGUCUCCGCUCCUCGCUCCCCGGGUCGUCAUCGCGCUGAUCUGCCGCAACUCUGCGCACUCUCUGCCGCUGUUCCUGGGAGCCAUCGAGCGCCUCAACUACCCCAAGGACCGCAUCGCACUAUGGGUGGCGACAGAUCACAACAUCGAUAACACCACCGCCAUCCUGAGAGAGUGGCUCAUCAAGGUGCAGAACGACUAUCACUAUGUGGAGUGGAGGCCUGAUGAAGAGUCCAGUGCCUUUGAAGAUGAGGUGGGGUCUAAGCACUGGAACAACCUGCGUUAUGAACAUGUGAUGAAGCUCCGUCAGGCGGCGCUGGAGACCGCCCGUGAGGUCUGGGCUGACUACCUCCUGGUGGCUGACUGCGACAACCUGCUCACCAAUCAGGAUGUGUUGUGGAAACUGAUGAGAGAGAAUAAAACCAUUGUGGCGCCCAUGCUGGAGUCUAGAGCAGCGUACUCCAACUUCUGGUGCGGCAUGACGUCACAGGGUUACUACAAGCGCACGCCGGCCUACAUGCCCAUUCGUAAACUGGAGCGGCGUGGCUGUUUCGCCGUCCCGAUGGUCCACUCCACCUACCUGUUGGACCUGCAGAAAGAGGCUUCCCGUCAGCUGGCCUUUCAUCCACCACACCCAGAGUACAGCUGGGCACUGGAUGAUGUCAUCGUCUUUGCUUUCUCAGCUCGCAUGGCCGACGUGCAGAUGUAUGUGUGCAACAAGGAAACGUACGGGUAUUUCCCCGUCCCCAUGCGUUCUCAUGCUUCCCUUCAGGAUGAGACUGAGAGCUUCCUGCACACUCAGCUUGAGAUCAUGGUGAAGAAUCCUCCGUUGGAGCCGUCCAGCUUCCUGUCUCUUCCUCCCAAGCAGCCCAACAAGAUCGGCUUUGAUGAGGUGUUCAUGAUCAACCUGGUGCGGAGAACUGACCGCCGUGAGCGGAUGCUGAGAGCGCUGUACGAGCAGGAGCUCAGCUGUAAGGUUGUUGCUGCUGUGGAUGGCAAGUACAUAGUAGAUCGAGGUUUGCAGACCUCCCUCGUCAUUGAGGACGACCUCCGCUUCGAGGUGUUCUUCAGACGGCGUCUACAGGCGCUGCUGCAGGAGGUGACGACACACAAGCUGGACUGGGAUCUCAUCUACAUCGGGAGGAAGCGGAUGCAGGUGGACCACCCCGAGACGUCUGUACCAAAAAUCCACAAUCUGGUGGAGGCGGAUUACUCCUACUGGACUCUUGGCUACAUGUUGUCAUUACAGGGAGCCCAGAAACUGCUCAGAGCCCAACCUCUGACAAAGAUGCUUCCUGUCGACGAGUUCCUCCCUGUCAUGUACAACAAACAUCCAAUCUCAGACUACAUGGACCACUUUGAGAGACGGGACCUCCGUGCCUUCUCAGCCGAGCCACUUCUGCUGUAUCCGACCCAUUACACAGGAGACCUGGGCUACAUCAGUGACACGGAAACCUCUGUGGUCUGGGACAACGAGACUGUCAGGACCGACUGGGACCGAGCCAAGUCGAGGAAAACCCAGGAGCAGGGGGAGCUGAGCAUUGAGGCCCAGAACUCGGAUGUGCUGCAGUCUGAACUGGAGAACUGGAGCGCACGAGACGAGCUGUGACCACAAGGAGCAGACACCAGGAGAAUAAAGCUGUGAUAGUGGGAGGAGAGGAGGUGAUGGAGGGAGUCUAACAGGAGAGUUUCUCUCUCUCCCUGGUUUGAUCCUCCUCUGCAGAGAGGAGGUUACAUGUAGAGUUAACUCCUCAGCUAACAGCUAGCAGCUUGUUUUAUUUAUUGCAUCACGUUGACCCAUUGACCUCAGCCUGCUCCAACAGUAGUUUCAUAUUAAGGUAUGAUUGUGUUCAGAUAUACUGAAAGAUGCAGCUCCAGGGAAAUUAAGAGACCACUGUUGAAGUUCUUGAUGGAAAUAAAGUUUUUAAAAUUUUAUUCUAUUCGGCAUUUCUCCCGAAUUCCAAAUCAAAAUCUCUCAUUCAGUUUUCUUCUUGCUGAAAAGGACGACUGGUUAAGAAAACCAAAACAUGCAGACUUUUUCAAACCGCUGAUGAUGCAAAUUGCAAUUUUUAAUACAUUUUGAUGAAGAGACAUGACGUGUGGAGAGAGAGAGCGGUGGGUCAAAGGCUGAAGUGUCUGAUAGACCAUGAGCUAAACCGGCGCCGCUGUUUUUUUCCCAACAACAGAAUGUUUUAACUAAGGAAGAGUUCAGAACCAAGAUUACCAACGCUUACAAAUAAAGAAACCUAAACCUGAACUUCACUUUACUUUUUACACCGAGACGUCAACCGACAGUAACGUGACCAACUGUAGGAAUAAAAAGUCAAACACUGAUUUAUGAACUCUUCCUCCUAUGUUUAAAACAUUUAUCUUCUGUUGUUUAAAAGUGAAUAAUGAGAAUAUUGGGUUUGGAAGUUUGGAGAAAUAAUUAAUAUAAUCAAACCAAAAAAGUAGAAGAGCAGAAAUAAUAGAACUAGAAACAUAUUUAUAAAGGAAGAAUGUGCAACUUCAAUGUUGCAAUGUGUGAUCUCCGCUCUCCUCCAGUGGCACACCUUCAACCCACCUCCACUCGAGUUUACAUGAAGGAGUCAAGCAGCGAACAAAAUUGUCCUUGGCUAGAGCUGCAAUCAACUGUGGCCUGCAUUGUUGUGUUAGCAGGCUAAUGUUAGCGCUCUUUAGUUAGCUCUUUUUUGUUCACAUUGCCUGUGGUCUGCAUUGUUGUGUUAGCAUGCUAAUGUUAGCGUUCUUUAGUUAGCUCGUAGCUUCACAUUGCAUGUAAACUGACACAGAAUGAGCGUGAUCUAAAAACUCUUACUAACAUCCAAAUAAUCAGUGAGUAUGUUCUUCUUCUCUCUAGUCCUUGACUAAAACAGCUUUUAUACACAAGGGGAGGAGCUGGCCUUCCCAUCCAUGUAAACACGGCUCUGACAACAACACAGCCAGCGGGACUCGAGCUUCUCACUCAUUGUAGACAGUCAUGACUCAGAGACACAUUUACACAGAAUAGACUUGAUUUAUGAUGUGUAAUAUGCCGCACAUUCUUCCUUUAAAGUGGUCUCUUCAUUUGUUGGGCUGAUGUAAAUAAAAAACGUUUAGAAUCUAAAAUCAAACUGGAUCCUCACUUUCAACAUUCAAUCUGCGGAGGACCAAGAUGUUCACCUCUCUUUUUUUUCUCUUCUUCUCAGGCGGUAACGUUAAACACCUUCAUGUUUUUCUGAGAGUUACCCAUGUUUUAUUUAAGUAAUUUCUAUUUCAUCCCUGCUGACCGCCAGAGGCGGUGCUUAAAGCACUGAAUAUUCCCUUCGUGCAUGCGCAGUUCGAGUAUGUCUACCAACAAUGUCACUUGUGACCUCUGGAUGACCCGAGAGAGGUUAUAUCUUCCGGUGUCAUCCGGGGUUCUGUUCCUUUUUCUUCUCGCGUGCAGUUUGCAUCUACUCCUAGAGCAUUAGCCGAAGCUAAUUGUAUGGAACUUACUAAAAAAGGAAAAAAAAGAACAACAUUUGUUGAACUACUUAAUAACAGUCGCUGGUAGCCUUGGCACCGUAUUGGUCGGAGCAGCGAAGUUUUCGCCCUCCAAGGGCUGCGACGGCCGUCCAACCCUCUUUAGGGAACGGUUUGUUUUGUUUGUACCUGACACCGGUAGGGUAGCCUCUCACUCCCCCCUACGGACGUAAGGUGCAUGUUUCGUUUUAUUUAACUUUCCUGGCAAAUUAGUGGCUAAGUUUGUGUUUACAAUCCUUGACGGUGAAGGCAGCGUUGCGCUUCCCACUCCCGGUACCGGUGGGUAGCCUACUUUGUUUAUUCCGUAACUCUGUCAAUGAAAAGAAUUAAAGAAAUAGAGAUAGCAGAAGCGCUGAGUGAACGGGUACAUUACUUUUGUUUGUGUUUAAUUAUUGCAACCUCUGCCAAUGUAGGCGGCGUACGCGCCCUCUUCUCCCGGCUUACGGUGCCGAAAUUAGUUGGUUAGCGACAGCUAACUGGUUAUAGGCUACCAUUAGUUACUCUCAAGCCUCUGCUGGAGAAGGCAUCGUUAGCGCCCCGUCUCCCAGUUUAUGGUGUGAUGCUAAAUUGCCUGUAGCAUCCUUGCUAGGGCUGACUGGAAUUUAACGUUAAACGGAGCAGUCACUCAAACCUUUGCUGUUGUAGGCGGCGUCCGCGCCCCCUUCCCUCAGUUUACGGUUUGUUGGCCUAGUUCACGGUCGCAUCCGGACUGAAGCAAAUCACUGUAGUGACAGCUAGUCACUCCCACAUCUGCUGUGCAGGCGGCGUUUUAUGCCCUCUUCCCUCAGCUUACGGUAGUGUCUGCCACAAUGGAUGAGUGUCAUUAUUGUGCUGCCUGUGGAGUUUCUCUUCAGGCUGAUGAUGGCCAUGACCACUGCCCGAUGUGCCUCGGUCCUGACCACCUGAGGGAGAGUCUUUCGGAAAGCCCAUGCAUGAACUGCAGCUACAUGCCUCGAGCACUGAGAGCUGCAAGAUUGCCGCAGGUUUGGCCCUCAGUAGGUGAGGGUGACCUCCCUGCAUCAGCCCUGUUGCCUCCAGCCCAACCUAGGCGUUCAAGAUGACGGGCUGCUGCAGCUGCCCCCUUCAAGAAGAAAGCGAAGACGGAACGUAAGCUUUUUUCCGAAGUGGAUCGACUGUCAGCUGAACUGGCGGAGAUGAGGUCCCUCUUCCAAGCUCGUCAGUCGGAGACCUCAAACUCGGAACAUGUAGAGGUGGCCAUUCCACCCAUGCUUGUGCUGGUCCCGGAGGAUGAUGUCCUCUCCCUGGCAGCUUCAGCCUCUCAUUUCCAUGAUGAUGAGGGGGACAGUGCCUCCCUAGCCUCUGAGCCAGGCUCCCAUUCCUCAACUCAGAGCUCAUUCAGUGAGGGUGGGGACAGCUCCAUGCAGGCCACCAUGCGUAUGGCCCUGGAUCGCCUGCAGCUGGAAAUACCUCAACAGGCUGAAUCAGCUCCUGAAAGCGCCUUCUUCAGGCGCAGGCGGGACUCCACCGCGUUUGAUGUUCCCCCCAUAGGGGAAUACCUGAGGGAGUUCCAUGCUUGUUAGAGAGAUACUGGGGCUCACUCCCGUCUCUCAGCUGAGGCUGCAUGAGGCGGCAAGAGUUGGCCUUGAUCGGAUACCGGCUGUAGAGCCUACCAUCGCAUCCAUCAUUGUCUCCUUAGGAGGCACUGCGGCCAGCUGUCAGGUGCCCUCGACCCCAGUGUCGGGUCACAGGUCACCUUCUCACCAGGGCUUAUAAUGCCGGAGCGUGUGCUGGCCAUAUUGGCAACUCCCUGGCUCACCUCAUGUUUGCCCUCUCUGCUUCCCUGCAGGAGGGUGGAGUCGAGGCUUCCUCCAUCAGCCUCAGUGAUGCAUCAUUGCAGGCUUUUGCCCUAAUGUCAAGGGAACUUGGAAGGAUGAUGUCCUUCCUGGUUCCUGACCCUCAGGAGUGUUCCGGUGGCACCAGGGGAGCUGUGUGGGUCAGCUGCGCUGGAGGCGCUGGAGCGAACCGUUCAAGCUCCGCAGACUAGGCAGCAGCUUUCGAGUCUGAGCAGAAGCAUGCCUUCCCCCUCAGCAGGCCUAGGGGCCCCUCAACUGCCCCUUGAGCCCACCCACCACCACGGUCUCACUCCACUGGCUGACAUGGGCCUCCGCAUCCCGCACAGAGGCCGGCCAGGGACUUUCGUGCCAGGGACUUUCGUGCCAGGGACUUUCGUGCCAGGGACUUUCGUGCCAGGGACUUUCGUGGCACUGCCCACUCGUCCUACAGGCCACCUCGAGCCCCGGAUCCUAUCCGACGCUCCUCCAGGGCCUCUAGAGGCCAGGGGUACCGAGACUGAGGUUUCGGGGCCGGCUGUCGGGUACUUUUCCCACCAGUAGCUCGGAUAUUGGGCUGCAUACGCUUCAGACCCCUGGGUGGUUGCCACCUUAACCCACGGGUACAAGCUACAGUUUUGACGGCGGCCCCCUUCCUCCGGCCGGGUCAAACACACAAUCAUCAGCGACCCGGCAAAAGCCCUAGCGCUGGACCAGGAGUUAUCCGCCCUCCUGGCCAUGGGAUCUACCUCUGGUGCUGGACGCCCUAUGCCAGCCUCCCUUUGAGCCCUUGGCACGGGCAGAGCUGAAGUGGGUGUCAUGUAAGACCGCAUUCCUACUGGCCAUUAUUUCAGCUAAGCGCGUCAGUGAGUUACACGCUCAGUCAAUAAGCGCCUCAUGCCUGAGGUGGACGGUUCAGGUGUCACUCUAUGGCCGAACACAGAGUGAAUGUUGCCACUCCCCAUCCACUGGGGGUGACCCUCCUGCUGGAGUCCUCCAAUUCUGCUCAAUGAGGUAGAUAAGCAGGAUUCCUCGUGACUUUGCUGGUAUAAAUCAUUCAGUGCUUUAAGCACCGCCUCUGGCGGUCAGCAGGGAUGAAAUAGAAUGAAAGUUACGAAUGUAACUACGGUUCUAUGAAUCCCGAAUGACCGCCAGAGCGCUCUGUCACUCAGAAUCGUUGUGAUCCCACGAGAAGAUUCUGUAGGAACAGAACCCUGGAUGACACCGGAAGAUAUGACCUCUCUCGGGUCAUCCAGGGGUCACAAGUGACAUUGUUGGUAUACAUACUCGAACUGUGCAUGCGCGAAGGGAAUAUUCAGUGCUUUAAGCACCGCCUCUGGCGGUCAUUCGGGAUUCAUAGAACCGUAGUUACAUUAGUAACUUUCAAAUUUUUUUUCUUCUCUCUCAUGAACGUGUCCAUGUUUUAUUUUAUCUGCUGAUCUAAAGGUUUCAUGGUUUUAGUAAAUGUCGCAGAUUCAUACUUUCUUUUUUAUACCUUCAGAAAAUGUAACAUAUUUUUUCUCUGUUUACAGAGAGUCUGUCUGUAACCAAAGACUGAAUAAAAUCGUUUUAUAAUGAAA